UUAAUAAAUUUUAUAUAGAAUUUACAGAUAUAUAUUUAUAUAUAAAUUUACAUAAUAUUUUGAAAUAAAAAUACGACAUUUCGUAAAAAUGAGUGCUGUUACUAAAGGAAUUUUCAUUAUUGGUGCAAAACGUACACCAUUUGGAAAAAUGGGUGGUGUCUUUAUGCAGAAAAAUAUAACAGACUUAUCUGUUAUUGUAUCCAAAGAAGCAUUAAAAACUGCUAAUGUACAGCCUGAGCAAAUUGAUAAUGUAAUAUUUGGAAAUGUUGCAUCUAGUUCAUCAUCUGAUGGUGCACUUAUGCCAAGACACGUAUCAUUGAAAUGCGGAAUACCUGUUGAAAAACCAGCUUUUGCAGUUAAUCGAUUGUGUGGUUCUGGUUUUCAGUCUGUUGUUAGCGGUGCUCAGAGUAUUUUAACUGGAGAAGCAAAUAUUGUAUUAGUUGGUGGUGCUGAAAAUAUGAGUCAAAUGCCUUUUGUUGUACGAGGUAUUCGUUUUGGAACCGCUUUGGGUCAAAAAUAUGAAUUUGAAGACUCACUUUGGCAGGGAUUAUUUGAUACAUAUUGUGGUUUACCAAUGGGUAUGACUGCUGAAAAACUUGGAGCACAGUUUAAAGUUACUAGAGAAGAAGUGGAUAAUUUUUCUUUAAGAAGUCACCUUCUGUGGAAAGCUGCUAAUGAGGGUAAUUAUUUCAAAUCUGAAAUAGUACCUGUGCCUAUAAAAACAAGAAAACAAGAAGUAUCUAUUGAAGUUGAUGAACAUCCUAGACCUCAAGCAAAACUUAAUGAUCUGUCAAAGUUACCUUCCAUUUUUAAGAAAGAUGGUCUGGUGACUGCAGGAUCAGCAUCUGGUGUUAGUGAUGGUGCUGCGGCACUAAUUUUAGCUAGUGAAGGAGCUGUCAAAACUCAUGGGCUCAAGCCAUUGGCACGUUUGGUAGGUUAUAGUACUGUUGGUGUGGACCCAAGUAUCAUGGGAAUUGGACCAUCUCCUGCAAUUAAAAAUUUACUUAAAGCUACAGGGAAAACAUUAGAUGAUAUAGAACUGGUUGAGAUUAAUGAAGCUUUUGCAGCACAAACACUUGCAUGUGUUAAAGAUUUAAAUUUGGAUCUUAAUAAAUUAAAUGUAAAUGGUGGAGCUAUUGCUAUUGGGCAUCCUCUUGGAGCUUCUGGAUCUCGAAUUACUUCUCUUAUUGUUCACGAAUUGAGAAGAAGGAAUGCUAGAAAAUUUGGAAUUGGAUCAGCUUGUAUUGGUGGCGGUCAAGGAAUAGCUGUUAUGCUCGAAGCAGUUUGAAUAACAUUAAGUCUUAAAUAUUGUAAUCAUUUUAAAUUAAAAGAACUUAGGUUUUCCUUUUAAAUAUAAUU
Molecule: messenger RNA, 1359 nt
Organism: Ceratosolen solmsi marchali
Lineage: Eukaryota; Metazoa; Arthropoda; Insecta; Hymenoptera; Agaonidae
Gene: yip2
Product: yippee interacting protein 2
Exons: 8
Coding region: 89-1288 (399 amino acids)
Biological process (GO): fatty acid beta-oxidation
Cellular component (GO): mitochondrion
Molecular function (GO): acetyl-CoA C-acetyltransferase activity
Source: RefSeq, a predicted model, not a curated record